UCCAUUGCAGAUCCACGAGUAAAUGACUGGCCACUUAUGGACAGCCCUAUCCCCACCAUGCUGAUGGUGGUGUGCUACCUCUAUGCUGUGGUGUUCCUUGGGCCCCGCAUCAUGUCCAACCGAAAGCCGUUUCAUCUGAACUCUGUACUAGUCGUCUACAACGCCAUGCAAGUCAUUUUCAGUCUGGUCAUGCUCUGGGAGCAUUUGAUGAGUGGAUGGCUGCUAGAAUACAGCUACAAAUGUCAACCGGUAGAUUACUCUCAUAAUCCAACAGCUUUAAGGAUGGCAAACCUCUGUUGGUGGUACUACAUCUCAAAACUGACUGAAUUCGCCGAUACUGUCUUCUUUGUGCUGCGCAAAAAAGAUAACCAGAUAUCGUUGCUACAUCUGUACCAUCACUCUCUCACACCCAUUGAGACCUGGAUCUGCGUUAAAUUCAUUGCAGGAGGACACGGUACCUUCUCGAAUCUGAUCAACAACAUCGUGCAUGUAAUCAUGUACACAUAUUACAUGAUCUCAGCAAUGGGACCUCAGUACCAGAAGUACUUAUGGUGGAAGAAACAUCUCACCACGUUACAACUGUUGCAGUUCACUCUAGUUUUCUUUCACUCAGCGCAAGUCCUAAUCUUCGACUGCGGGUACCCCAAGCUAGUGGCCGCCCUUCUUCUAGUACAUUCUACGAUAUUCUUCGUCCUCUUCUUCGACUUCUACCAACAGGCCUACAAGAGAAGUCAAAAAGCUAAAUUGCAGUGAAAAUUUCAUCCAAAAACUGAGAAACAUUUUAGAGUGCAGUGAAAAUUUAAUCCAAAAACUGAACAUUUCAGAUUAUAGUGAAAAUUUCAUUCAAAGACUCAUCAAAACACUGAUAAAUAUGUUAGAUGUAUAAAUUAAGUUAAUUGAAAUUAUGUGAGUUGAUCAUGAUAUUAUCACCUAGGUAGGCUACCUAGAAGUAUACAAAAGAGAAGUCAAAAAGCUAAAUUGCAGUGAAAAUUUCAUCCAAAAACUGAGAAACAUUUUAGAGUGCAGUGAAAGUUUUAUCCAAAAACUGAACAUUUCAGAUUACAGAGAAAAUUUCACUCAAAGACUCAUCACAACACUGAUAAAUAUGUUAGAUGUAUUAAGGUUAUUGAAAUUAUGUGAGUUGACCAUGAUAUCAGCUAGGUACCUAGAAGUAUACAAAAGAGAAGUCAAAAAGCUAGAUUGCAGUGAAAGUUUUCUCUCAAUAUUGAAAUCUCAAUUGAUUUCAAACAAAUAAAUCUUGAUUUUAUCUCAAUAUAAAAUUGAAGCAUUGAGCUUUAUGUUGAAUAUAUCAAGGCUCAUAAAAUUAUGUUAUAAUAAUAAUAAUAUCGAGUGACCUGGCUGGCUGAGGUCUGGUGUCAGAGUUUUCAGGUCGCAACUGAUCAAUUUCAGGGCCUCUGACAUGACCUAACGACUGCUUUUUAGGCAGCCGGGACCGGCUUUUAAUUUCAUAAAAUUAUGUUGAUUUUACACUGUUUUGAUCAACUCUUAUUAAGGAAUUGAUGAUUUUGUUUAUGCUGGGUUGCACUAAACGGGGUUUACCUUAACCCUAGAUCAGCGAUGUGCUAUGUUAUGAGUUAUGUUCAGGGAUCUGCUAAGUAGUUAUAACUUGUAAGAUCAACUGAUUUGAAAUAGUUGAUCCUGGUUGGAGCAACCCUGGUUUAGACAUUUGGAAGUUAAAAUCGACGGUUAUUUAUAAUCGGAGGUUGGCAAUUGAUCAGAUUAUGACAAUUUGUAUGAAAAUCAGAGAACUGAUUUCUUGAAAUUUAUGUAUUUAUGAUUGAGAGAUCAUGAUUGAAGAAUAUUGAUUUAUUAAGGGUUGUAAAAUUAUAAUCAAUAUUUAACUUCCAAUCAUAGUGAUGAUCAGGCUACCUGAAGACUAUUCUCGAUUUCUUUCAAUAUUUGGAAUUGAAAUUAUUGAUUUAAUUCCAACAACAUCAAUAAUUAUUGAUAGAAUACCGUAAUGAUUCAAAUAAUUGAAUCGAUUGAUUAUACUAUUUGAUCGUUGUCUUGAAUCAAUUUAGAUUGUUGUUAACUAUGAUUACACAAAGUCAUUUCUACUGUUGAUUGACUUAUUUUAAUAAUUGAUAGUUCAAUGAUUAUUAUUUCAAUCAUAGAUAGUUCCAUGACAAUUAAUAUCAUUCUCUUUCGCUGAUAGAAAUGAGAACUGAUUCUUUUUAUCUCGGUUAAGAGUUGACCAAUGAUCAGCUAAUUGGUGAUCAAAAUCUAGUGAGACAUAUAGCAAAGACUUGAAGACGAUUAGUUAUCUAUUUUAUUAAGAAUUUAUAGUUUAGACUCAGUUAGAAUUAAUGAUUUAUUAAAAUCAACUAUGUAUAAAUGACUAAACUAUGAAAUAGUCUUCUAUGAUAGAUAACUUUGUUGCAGUGUAAUAUAGAUCUAAUAUUUCACAAGUACUAAUAUGAUAGAUUUUGAAUUGUUAUUUUACGUCAAUAUUUAUUUCUAGUGAGAUCGUAAUUUUACAAUAGAAAAGUUAUUAAAAGUACAAGUAUUUUAAUAGUUUGAUUGUAGAAUAAUGAUUUGAAUAGAUAUUAUGAUUGGAUGCUGUAUUUUCCAACCGUUAUCAAAAUUAUUAAUUUUUUAGUAUAUUCUACUCGUGGUAAUCAAAUAUUUAAUACACUAAAACGAAUUCAAACCAAGGAAAGAUUUAUUCAUCUUCUCUAUGUGUUGUACAUUAAUAACUCAAGUCAAAUUUGUUGACUACUUUUUUGAUUGUCUGAAGUGAAAUAAGUAGCAAUAUAAAGACAAAAUCCGAUAAUCAAACUCUUUACUGGAUUAAAUUAUACUUUUUGUAAACAAAUAUUCUACAGUUAAUAUUAUAUUGUAAUUUUUCUUGCCAAAAUUUGUGAUUUAUUGUUCAUCAUAGAAACCUUAAUAAUUUAUUUUCUAAAAAUAUGUAGCCUAUCUUUACAAUUUUUUAAAGGAUUUCUCCUUUAUAAGUAAGUAACUUGAAAUAAGUAACUAGGACAAAAUCUGAUAAUCAAACUCAUUACUAGAUUAGAUUUAUGAAAUUAUACUUUUUUUGUAGAAAAUAUUAUACAGUUGAUAUUAUAUUGUAAUUCUCCUUGCCAAAAUUUGUGAUACAUUGUUCAUAAUAGAAAUCUUAAUAAUUUAUUUUCUAAAAAUAUGUAUCUUACAAUUCUAUAAAGGAGAAAUCUUGUCUUAAAAAAGAUUAAGUAGAAAUACUUUGCUCAAACAUUUUGCUAAUCAAGAACAGAACACCGUACUAAAGUUUUACAGAUUUUUCAGAAUUAGUAUUUUAGAAUUUUUUUAGAAAAACAAUUUUUCGAUAGUCUGAGAAUGAUUCAAAAUUUUGCUCAAAAUGUUCUUACAAAAUAUAGAUUCUAUGAAGUAUUUUAAGCGAUAUUAUCACUCAAUCUUUGAAUUUUCGUUAUAAAUUAUACAAUAUUUACUGUAUUUGAGAGUAGAUAACUGUCAUUACAACCUCUUCACCUUUUUUUCAAGACUUUUUAACCUAGUUUUAAAGCAUAUUAGCAAUGUAUUUGAAGAGCUUACACAUUAAGCUUUAUAAAAAUCAAUAAAACUAGAUUAUAGGAACUAACAUAAUAAUUAAGUUAAGUUUUGCUUUCACCCAAAUAAAAGAUAUAUCGGCAUUUAAUCAGGACUAUACACUAGUGUAUAAAUUAUAUAUUGUUUUAAUCAUUGUUGUAUGUACUUGAAUGAUGAAAAUUGUGUGUACCUUAUACUUUGAUAGUAUUAUUGAAACAGUACAUCUUUAUUGGAUAAUUGAUUAGUAUAAACUGUGUAUAUUUUUUCAAUUUCAUUGUUUUUAUUUAUAAUUCACUUGUAUUAUUAAUAAAAAUGUGUACAGAAAUCA
This is a messenger RNA of Nilaparvata lugens (brown planthopper), 3874 nucleotides long. Its product is annotated as elongation of very long chain fatty acids protein AAEL008004. NCBI's taxonomy places the organism in Eukaryota, Metazoa, Arthropoda, Insecta, Hemiptera, Delphacidae. Gene Ontology annotation, biological process: very long-chain fatty acid biosynthetic process; sphingolipid biosynthetic process; fatty acid elongation, saturated fatty acid. Gene Ontology annotation, molecular function: fatty acid elongase activity. Gene Ontology annotation, cellular component: endoplasmic reticulum membrane. The coding region runs from base 37 to 753 and encodes 238 amino acids. The record is from RefSeq and is a predicted model, not a curated record. The transcript is spliced from 6 exons.